ACACGCUUUCAAAUUUGAAAACCAGAAAUGACUGAAAGGGAACAGAGUGGUGUGUACAUAAAGUGGGAAAGAUUAAAGAAAAUCACUUUACAAGAAUCAAGACAAGACUUUGUGAACAUCCCAUAAAUACUGGUGAGAGUAAAUGCGAAAUAGAUUCCUGCAGAUACUGGAGAUUUUCUGAGCUUAAGUAUGUUUUGAUCCUUGCAUCCUUCUACCAUGUCUGGGCCUUCAUGGUUGGUUGACCCUAAUCGGAUUGCCACAAAAAUUAGGAGUGCUUCAGGUGCAUGUAAUCCAGGAAAAGUCAACUGGAAAAGCAACCCGACAAAAUCCUGCCCAAAUUGCCUGCAUGUUAUUGAUAACAGUGAUGUUGCUGAUGCAUGGCCGGGAUUGCCCCUUGGUGUGAAAUUUGAUCCUUCUGACCCAGACAUUAUUUUGCAUUUGCUUGCUAAAGUUGGUGUUGGGAAUUCAAAGCCUCAUCCUUUCAUCGAUGAAUUUAUACCAACAGUUAAUGAAGAUGAUGGCAUCUGUUAUACCCAUCCUCGAAAUUUACCUGGUGUGAGAGAGGAUGGGAGUGUCUCACACUUCUUCCAUAGAGCAAUCAAAGCUUAUAAUACUGGAAGCCGCAAGCGUCGGAAGAUACAUGAUGAUGAGUUGGGAGAUGUUCGUUGGCAUAAGACUGGCCGGACAAAACCUGUCUUCUUGGAUGGUGUCCAAAAAGGAUGCAAGAAGAUUAUGGUCCUAUAUGUAAGCCCUGUUAGAGGUGGAAAAGCUGAGAAAACUAAUUGGGUGAUGCAUCAGUAUCACUUGGGUACAGGCGAAGAUGAGAAGGAGGGGGAAUAUGUUAUCUCAAAAAUCUUUUAUCAGCAGCAACAACUCAAACAGAGUGAGAAGACUGAAGAAGAUAUUCCUGCGGAAGUUGGGACCAUGAUCCCUAAGGUGGAUCCUGUCACGCCAAAGUCGGUCACUCCCGAACCUCCUCGUACUGAAACAAGAUUCUUGACUCCUGUGUCUGAACAAGAUUCAGCACUUCGUAACGUAGAGCAUGAGAAUGAGGGUUAUAUGGAAGAGGUGGUAGAAACUCCUGAGCCACCCAAUAAUCAAAACCACUGCAACAUGGAGAAUAAUGCUGAUCAAGUGGAAGACGAGAAUGACGAUGAGGCUGCUGAUGACAACAAAUGGUGGGAACAUGAGUCACAAUAUCUGUUGAGUUCACAGCAACUUGUAGAAGGGCUGUCUCUGGUUGACGAGCUUCUCCACAGCCAAUCCCCAAAUCGGCUUGAAACUGCAAAUGGUCAAGAACUGGAUGCUAAACCUCGUCUUGCUGAUUACGCUAAGUUAGGACCAGAGUAUUUGAAGAGGGAUUUGGAGGAGUGCCAAAAUUUGGCUUCUGAUCCAGCAAAUAUUGACCUUGAUACACCUCCUGAUUUCCGAUUGAGCCAACUUGAAUUUGAGUCCCAGGAUAGUUAUAUAGCUUGGGGUGGAAGCGCGAGAGGCAAGGCGAUUGACUAAAUCAAAAUUGGGCAUCUAGAAUCGAAAAAAAUGACAUCUCAUUGGUCAAGGUAACAUUCUUUUGCUAACCUUCAACCUGCUGAGCGAUGUUUGAGGUGAAGGUAAUGAAGCGUCAUGCUGAUGAAACGAUUGCUUAUCAGUAACUUGUAGCAGUUUUUUGAGAAUUUAGGGGCAUCGACAACUUAUUUUUGUAAUCUGUGCUACCAGUGGUUCCUGUAUUAUAGCACGGAUUUUCGCUCCUAAAUCUGUGCUCUUGUUAUUUCAGCAGUUGCUCUGCCUGUAAAUCAUCAAAGAUCUGUAUUUCCACAUUAUAAACUUCUCUGUCAGUUUGAUCCCUACUUCUCAUGUUCAUUCUAAUAAGCUGGCAAUUUUUUGUGGGCUUUGAAUAUGAGGCCACAAACCUUGGAAAUUCGAUCCGUUCAAGCCAGAGAGAAAUUAAACUCCAAUGCUUCUUCUGUGAAGACCACGGUUGAACUUCAACCUGCAGUUUUCAAUUAUGCUGUUUCUUGUACGUGCUGUAUUUGCCGGAAGUGGGAUCCUAUGUUGUCCGAAACAGAGACAAAUGGCACAACUAGGACGGCUAAAUUCAUGAACCUGCUGAGAGUUACAGGUCAUUGAGGUUGUCUUCAAACAUGAAUUAGAGAGAGUUCCGGCCUAGACUGAUUGAAGAUAGAGACUGCAGGACCUAUUUGGAGGGGCCGAAGAACAUGUAUUAAAGGGAAAGUGAUUUUUGUAGAUAAGAAAAUUGAGAACCUCAAGUCCUGAACUAUAUAUAAGCUAGAGAAAACCUUAGUGAAAGAACAUGAAAAUGGGCCAUCUUCUGUCGAAAAGGGCUUUGAAUUUGAUCACGAGGGCUGCUAUUUUCUUGAUGCGUUGCUGCCUGAAAACAGGACAUAGAGGGCCUUGACAACCUGGGCAGUGCACGACAGUGGGGGCAUAGUGAUUAAAAUUCAGAUGAAUGUCAAUUCCGUUUCCUUACAAUUUGCUCUCUACAUCAAUCUUUUGAUGAUGUUUCUUGA
Molecule: messenger RNA, 2528 nt
Organism: Sesamum indicum (sesame)
Lineage: Eukaryota; Viridiplantae; Streptophyta; Magnoliopsida; Lamiales; Pedaliaceae
Gene: SOG1
Product: NAC (No Apical Meristem) domain transcriptional regulator superfamily protein
Biological process (GO): regulation of DNA-templated transcription
Cellular component (GO): nucleus
Molecular function (GO): transcription cis-regulatory region binding; DNA-binding transcription factor activity
Source: RefSeq, a predicted model, not a curated record